This is a messenger RNA of Triplophysa rosa, 6201 nucleotides long. Its product is annotated as serine protease FAM111A-like. The coding region runs from base 3301 to 5133 and encodes 610 amino acids. The transcript has 5 exons. The record is from RefSeq and is a predicted model, not a curated record. Lineage: Eukaryota; Metazoa; Chordata; Actinopteri; Cypriniformes; Nemacheilidae.
CCCUGUCCAGCCGGCCUUCCAGCCGGCGUCAAGCCCUAUCCAGCCGGUCUUCCAGCCGGCCUCUAGUCCGGCAGCCAAUCCGGCCCCGGGGAGACCCCCAGGGUCAAGGACUGUUCCCCCCAGGACUCCUCCUAAGUCCCCUUGGACUACGCACCCUCAGGUGCAGCCGGGGACUGGGACUUCUCCCCAUCCCCAUGGACUGCCCCCUAUGGGCUCUGGUUUGCAGUGGUGGACAGUAACGAAGUAAAUUUACCCGAGUACUGUACUUAAGUACACUUUUUUGAGUAUCUGUACUUUACUUGAGUAUUAUUUUUUUACUUGUACUUGUACUUUAACUUCACUACAUUUGAAAGACAAAUAUCAUACUUUUUACUCCACUACAUUUAUAAAAAGGUCAAAAAGUAGAAAAUGGUUUCUAUGCAGCGGGUUUUCCGGUGUGCGUCAUUUAUCUUGCUUGCGAUCUUCCAGGACCUUUUACUGUUGCCAAGUAUUUUAUUUUUUCUAAGCUCGCGGUUUUCCGGCAAGCUUUGAAUGGCCAUUUAGCAAAAUAAUUACGCAAAUCUGGCAACUCUGGGAUCUUCCCCGCUAAACUAAUGUAAACGUAGGUGCUGCUACACCAUUGAUAGCGCUCUAAAAAGACAAAUAGAAGAAUAAAAGACGAAAAGGGCACAUGUUAAAGUGUGGUGUAAUCAUCUGUGGGUUACGAUCAGUCAAAGAUCAUAGAAACAUUGUCAUGAAAAUGAUCGGCAUAACGGCUAAACGGUAAAUAAGCAUCACAUACACCUUGAGCUACGCGUGCGUGUUAACUUCUGAUCUGCUGCUAUAUCAUUUAAAGCGAUUUGGAAAAUGAAUGAUGUUUUUACUGAAGUUACUAUAGUUGAAGUAUUCCUGUUGAAAUAAAAACAAUAGAACCCUGCCCAAAAUACAACAGAAAAUGUAAUGGAUUUAAUGGUUAUAAUGGGAAUUGUACUAUGGAUACUUGUUGUCUACUUGUAUGUGAUGGAUUCUAUUGGUGGGAUGGUAAAUCCUAUUGGAAUAAAACCCAAAACACACUACAAAGAGGAAUUUAAUUUAAAAAUCUCAUUCUAAUUCAAAAAUUCAUUGUUUUUUUCAGCAGGGAUGGUAUUUGCAGUAAAACCACAGUAUCAACAUAUUUACCAUUUUCUAUAUAUGGGAACCAUACUCCAAUUAAUAAUCUUUAGUAAAACCACAGCAACUAAACAUAUAAUGAACAUAGUUCAUUAUACUAGCUAUAGUUUACAGUAUGUUUGUAGUUAAAUUAUGGUAAUACAAAUGGUAAUAAAUCCAACAAACACAUGGCUUCUACACUUUACUAUUUACAAGAACCUUACUACUUACUGGUAAAUUGCUGCUAAAACUGGUAAAGGGAAUAUACAAAAUAAAAGAACACUGCUCAUAAAUACAUAUAGGCCUAGGGGGCUAAUGAGGAUAAUUAGGCUAAAUGAUCAUACAGGAUUAUAUCUAAACUAAACAUAUAUGUGCUAAACAUAUAAAGCUCUUAAAGGAGUUGCUCACUGCAAAAUUUGCCCCCAUUGACUUUCCAUAGUAGGAAUAAAAACUACUAUGGAAAGUCAAUGGGGGCAAAUGUUGAAUUGAACUACUCCUUUAAUACCACUGAUACUGUGAGCUACUCUGUGUAUUCAGUAGGUUGCUUCAGAGGCAUAAGGUAUACGACAAUAAAACAAUGCACAACUGACAUAAAGGACAUUUACUUUUAAUACUUGAGUACUUUUAAAAGCAUGUACUUCUGUACUUUUACUUAAGUAAGAAUCUGUCUUUACAACUUUUACUUGUAGUGGAGUAAUAUUUGACCAGUAGUAUCUGUACUUUCACUCAAGUAAGGAAGUUGUGUACUUCGUCCACCUCUGCUGGUUUGGCCCCUCCCAUGUUUGUUAUUUUUGAUGUCCCACCCAAGUCCUGUUGUUGUCUUGUCAUGUUUGCCCUUGAUUUUGUUUUCUUUGUUUUGCCUUGUCCUGUCUGUCUCCCAGUCUGUCAUGUCUUGUUUGUCAACCCCUUGGUGAACACCUGGGGGUGUUCAUUAAGGGGGGGGGCUCUGUCACGGUCCCACCGUCUUGUUUAUGAUAUUCUAGUCGUGUGGUGGGAUUGGGGCAGAGUCCUUAGGUUAUGUGUGGAGAGAAACAUAUUAUUGUCCGUUUGACAAUAAUAUACGUUCUCUCCAGUGUCUUGUCAUUGACCCCAUUCCUCUCUUUUCCUUGUCAUCUUCUCCUGAGUGUUUAAUUACCCACACCUGCCCCGUGUCAUUAUCCCUUGUUUGUCUUACCUAUAUAUACCCUCAUGUUUCUUUGUCCUGUGUUCGGUCAUUGUGUUUGUGCGUGGUGUCCUUGCUAUGUACUCCAGGUUCGCUGUGUUCCUGUGUGCUGUGUAAAUACCAGUCCUAGUAAGUGUUUAGUCUAGUCCAGUCAUUUAGUGUCUAGUGUUAUGUUAGUUUAGUCCAGUCCAGUUUAUUGUUCCUGUCUAUGUUCGUGUAUUAUUUAUCUGUUAGUGUUUAAUCCCCUUGUGGAUCUUUGUUUUGUGUUUUGUUUAUUUAAUUAAAGUUUUUUGUUAACCCCUUGAUCUCCGCCUGCCUGCAAUUGGGUUCUUUUCCUGCCACAGUCCUUGACACUCUAACCAUCUAAACUACCUAUGGUUGUUAAAAUUGACGAAAAAACACGUUUGGGUGAUCACGUCUGACUCGAAACACCAAGGAUUUAGUGAGUGCCCUAACCACUGAGCUACAGGGAAGCAUUUCAUGCACACGCACACAUGUCUGGUUUACUAUCUCCGUGGGGACAGUCCAUAGGCGUAAUGAGUUGUAUACUGUACAAACUGUAUAUUUAUCCCCUAUCCCUAACCCAACCCCUAAACCUAAAGAUCAUAGAACACUUUUUGCAUUUUUAGAUUUUCAAAAAUGAUCGUUCUGUACAAUUUAUUAGCUUUUGUGCCCAUGAGGACAUCAAUUUUGAGAGGUGAGUCCCCAUGAGUUGGUGUGCAUUCAGGUUUAGGUCCCCACCAGGAUAUACAAACAUGUCCGCACACACACACUGUUGACUGUCUUGUUUGACGAGUCACCUACUAGUCACACCUACUUGUGACUCAUGUUUUAGUAACCAACUUUCGAUUUCUUUAAACUGGUGACUGACAGUGAUACCAGCUAAAAACCAGAUGUGGGCUGAGAAAUCAAGUAAGAAAGCAUCUUUUAUACUCUCCAGAGGCACAUUCAACUCUGACAAGCCAUUUCAUCUUUAGCCUUUUUCACAGACACACUGAGCAUCCAAAAACAUGUCUGAAGAGCCAGUGUUCAAGAGAACGAAGCAUGCGGACAUGAUUUCAUUGAGUCGUAAAGAGAUGGAUACGUCGAAUAACACUGCAGAUACAGAGACGCCACCGACAACCAACGACCUACAGCAGGAAAGGAUGGAUGAGUCACGUAGGAAUGAAGUUGCAAAUGAACCUUUAGAAGACCAGCAGCAGGAAGCAGAAGAGAAAACAUUCAAGUAUCGUUUAAACACUCAAAUAUAUUCAGUAACUUGUGAUACAUCUAUAACCGUACUAGAUGCUCUUAAUGCAACUGAUGUCUUCAAGAAAGAAAAGGAAAAACAUAGAAACAAAGAGCAUCUUGUACUUCUGCGAAGAUCUAAAGACAUGCGCACAGCCGCUGUGAAGACGGAUUUCCCCUGCUGUCUUAUUGACAACGAUGAGAUCAUAGAUGUAACCUUCAUUAGAAAUAAUGAAAGCGCUUCUACCAAACAAAACACGACUGAACAAAAACAACAUAAACCUGACAUGUUUGUCAAUUUCUAUGUUAACAAAGAGGGAGGUGAAAAAGUGAAAUACAUACUAAAGAGCAAAGCACUGAGAACCAGAGUAGAAUAUGUUUGUGUAUAUGCACACAAAGAAGAGACAUUGAAAACCGCUCUUAUGCGUGACGGGCGAUUCACCGAUAAAAUGUUCCAGAAACACUGUGCGCUCUCUGAGUUGGGUACAGAGAGCAGACAUGAAAUGUCACAGCCGGUGAAACCUCUUGACCAAAAGAUUUUCAAAGUAAUUGUUCUCAAUGACACCAAACAGCCCGAUAGUCAAGAUGAUUUAGCUCGCGUCAAGACUAAAUCCAACGUCACCUCAGAUACUGAUGUGGCAAAUACCAGCCAGAAACCAGUAAACACCGAGCAAGAAAACAAACCCAACGAACACCCAGCAAAGCCCACACCUAAAGACACUUCAACAUCAAACUCUAAAGAGAUUCUGGAAAUGUUCCGUGAUCAGUUCACAGGUUUUCUAGAGAACCUAAUGAACAGAGAGAACCUUGGGAACAAAGCUCAGGUGCAAAACUUCUUCAGAGAAGAAUACGCUAAAAGUGUUCAGAGUUUCUUGGAGGUGAAGAAAGUGAAGAUGCUUGCAAAGCUGUCUGAUGCUGUCUGUCAGAUUCUUGUGGAGGGUAGACCUGAGGGAACUGGCUUCUUACUCUUCGACAGAUAUGUCCUCACUAAUGCACAUGUUAUUGAGCCCUUUGCUAGUUGCAUUCAGGUGGAUCCUUAUCCAUUAAUACAGCUCCAGAAGACUGUAACGACUGUAUUUAAUUUUGAAGAUUACCAGUCCAAACAACUGAUAGAACUACCAGUUAAGGCAGAACUUUAUGCUUUUGCAUAUGGAGAAGACAGCAAGGGCAGGCGUCUUGACUACGCUCUUCUUGAACUGGAAACCGAUCCACCUGCUGACAUUCCAAAAUUGCUCGAUCGUCGCAGCUUUACCCCUCCACGUGCCGGAAGUCAGAUCUGCAUUGUGGGUCAUCCAGGUGAAGGGGUGAAGAAAGUGGACCCCUGCUUCAUCAUUGGCUUGGUGAAUGCACAAAGACCUAUGGAUAAUGCCCUUCAUGUCAUUACACAACAAUACUUUGAAAAAAACAAGAUCACUUAUGACUCUUGUUUCUCUCACGGAUCUUCUGGUUCUCCAGUUUUUGAUGAACACUGCUAUCUGAUUGGCAUUCACACUGGUCAUUUUCCUUACAAAGAUGAAUCUACCACUGAACAGAGAAAUAUAGAAUACGCCUUUUCUCUGCAGCCCAUCCUGGAAGAUAUUGAUCUGCAGAUGGAGAGCAAAAAACGUUGUUGCUAGAUUAGCUGAGUUUUGCCCAGCCCGAUAUCCUGAGAUUCUUCUUUCAGACAAAUACAGUCGGAGUUAGAUUUCCAUUUAUCUCGGCUCUUCCAAGCUUUAGAAUGGGAGUGCAUGGAGAAUGAGAUUUUGAAGCUUAAAGGGAUAAUUCAGCCCCAAAACAAAAUGACACCAUGUUUUACUCACCCUCAAUGCAUCCUAGGUGUAUAUGAUUUUCUUCUUUCAGAUGAAUACAGUCAGAGUUAUAAUAGCAUUUAUCCUUGGCCUUCCAAGCUUUAGAAUGGGAGCGAAUGAUCCAUGGAUGCACUUUUUGGAGCUUUAAAAUCUCAUCCACCAAAGAACUGCUAGACCGUAUUAUUAUACGACUGUAUACGUCUGAAAGAAGAAAGUCAUGCCUUGAGGGUGAAUAAAACAUGGUGUCAUUUUUUAUAUGCCUCUAAAAUACACCUUUACUGUCACACUUUUGGCAACCCGAGUCCUGGCUAAAGGUCCAUUCCCGACCCUGACCCUUCUCUCUCCCAUUUUGCUUUCUGUCCUCUUUCCACUGUAUAACAAAAGGCCUAAAAUAAAUCUUGAAAAAAAAUUAAUAAUCCCAUGCAGACCCCACAUGGAUAAUGUAGUGCGAGCGGGUGUUUUAUACCUCUCUGUAUUAAUCUCUGCUCCUGCAGUUCCAGUGGAAGUGAUUUGGAUGGGCGGAGAUUCUCUCCAUGAGCACAUCAUCAAGUGACACACCCUCUUUCUCAGGCUCCACCCCUUUAUCUUCAUCAACAUCUGACAGUAAGACUAAACGGAAAAAGCAGUUUGGAUCAUUCCCAUUACCUUGACAUCUCACGAGUGUCUGGACAAUCUACUUUGACUUCUUGUUUUUUUCCAUUAUUCUGUUCUCAGUGUUGAUUCCUUUUUUUUUUUUUUACUUUAUUUUGCACUAUGGGAAUGAGAACGGGGGUGGGGGUAUGAGAUGUGCUUAAUAGUUCAAUAAUAAUUAUAACUCUAGCUCAAAAAGUCAUGGGUUCUGAAUUAUAAACUAUUGCUUUGUGUGCACUGAAUUCAGUCUACUAAAUAAACGCAUAU